Molecule: messenger RNA, 624 nt
Organism: Brassica oleracea var. oleracea
Lineage: Eukaryota; Viridiplantae; Streptophyta; Magnoliopsida; Brassicales; Brassicaceae
Product: protein ABSCISIC ACID-INSENSITIVE 5-like
Exons: 2
Coding region: 36-326 (96 amino acids)
Biological process (GO): positive regulation of DNA-templated transcription
Cellular component (GO): nucleus
Molecular function (GO): DNA-binding transcription factor activity
Source: RefSeq, a predicted model, not a curated record
GCGGUGGUGGCGGGUUUCGAGCGGGUGGACAGCAAAUGGUGAUGGUGGGACCGUUAAGCCCGGUGUCGUCAGACGGGCUAGGACAUGGGCAAGUGGAUAACAUAGGUGAUCAGUAUGGAUUUGAUAUGGGAGGGUUAAGAGGGAGGAAGAGAGUAGUGGAGAAAGUAGUGGAGAGAAGGCAGAGGAGGAUGAUCAAGAACCGUGAGUCUGCUGCCAGGUCUAGAGCAAGAAAGCAGGCAUAUACUGUGGAGUUAGAAGCAGAACUGAACCAGUUGAAAGAAGAGAACGCACAGCUAAAACAUGCAUUGGUAUUUAUUAAUCUUUGAAAGACUAAUUCUUUCUUCUUCUUCUUUUGUGAAAGGGAUUGUAACAAUUGGUCUUUAUUUAUUUUAUUUUUGUUUCAACAAGGAGAGUUGGAGAGGAAGAGGAAGCAACAGGUAAUAGUUUUCGUUGGGAAAGAUAUCGGAUAAUAUUUUCUCUGAGAGGUUGAGAUGAAAUGUAGACGGUUUAUGUUUGAAAUAGCCUUCGUAUUUUAGGAAAGGGAUUUGCUACUCAAGCUUUGUGUUUAGAGAGUGUUUUAUGACUCUCUUAGAAAGAACUCUUUCUGAAAAACUACUCUUUAUU